AUGGUAUUAACUCGCUCAUCUAGAAAUCGUUCCCAAACUGACAAUAGAAUCAUUCCGAAUAUGGAGGUAUUAACUGUAGUUUCCACUUCGCACCCGAUGUAUACAAUCGCCAGUACCAGUGCUACAACAACCAUUACUAAGUCGUCCGUUACGCCAACAGUCCAACAAUUUAUGUCAAUGGCCCAUGAGCGUUCUGGUUUCCAUAAUGAAUCGGUCAUCUCAAACAGCACCAUAACCUCUCCUGAAUACAGCAGUAUCACCGCCAGAAAUGUGCAGCAAGUAUUUCGUGCUAGUGUGCCUCCUACAGCUCCUCAGCCCGCUAAUAAUGUUGCAACUACACCUGACAUGUGUAAUUUUAUACGGGAGGAGAUGCAGAGACAAAUUCAAGCUAUACGGCAGGAGCUUUCUCAAGCCAUAUCACGUGCUGUUUCGCAAGCAUCACCUCCACAGCCAGCGGCACCACAAACACCUGUCGGACAACAUAAUAAUGUAUUACAUAAUAUACAACCACAAUCUCAGAUGAACAUACCUGUUAAUAUUAACCAGUUUCCAUAUGCCUCUCAGCCGGUACCAGGUCAAGCAGCUAACCAGUUGCCGCAGUAUCCACCUCCAAACCUAAACUAUAAUCCAGUCUUUCCACCAACCCAGUCUUCACAAGCUCCUAGUUUGCCAAACGAGCACCCAUUUUCCACCCAACGAAAGGUAGAUUUGUCCAAAUGGGGCAUAAAAUUUGAUGGGUCGACGAAGUCCAUGAGUGCGGAGGAUUUCAUUUUCCGAGUGGAUGUCUUGAGGCAAGAUUACAGCUGUCCCUUCAAUGAGCUUUUACGAAGCUUUCAUGUAUUGCUGGAAGGACCAGCACUGGACUGGUACUGGAACUUGCGUAAGCUCACAGCAAUACAGUCCUGGGAAGAUUUGGGUAGAGCUUUUCUGACCCAGUUUAAGCGUUAUGAAAGCGAAUUCCAGCUGCAGAAGCAAAUUAUGGACAGACGCCAGUUGCCUCAGGAGAGUUUUGAGAGUUUUUAUAAUGGAGUAAUGAAGCUAAGAAAUCAGCAGCGAACCCCCUAUACUGAGCGAGACCUAGUGGAGAUUAUGAAAAGUAAUCUAAAGCCAUCAUUGUCACAUUUACUAUUUUCAGUGACCACUUCCAGUCUCAAUGAGUUCUGUCAACAGGCGAAAAGAGCCGAAAAUUUAAUCAACAGUCAGAGACAGACUUUCCAGUCUAGACAACCCGUUCCGGCUCGAGUCCAUGAACUUCAAUUGGGAGAUGAAGUGCCUGUAUCAAUCCUCGAAAUCGACGCCUUAGCCACUAACAGCCGGUAUAUUUGCUGGAACUGCAAACAGUCAGGCCAUAGCUUUAUGAACUGUCCGUCGCCAAAUAGGCGUAUAUUUUGCUUUCGAUGUGGCCGAGACAACGUAGUCACCCCAAAGUGCCCAAAAUGUCAGGGAAACCAGGUGGUGAGCGAGUCCCUGACGGGGGAGACUCGUUCGACCCAGACGUAA
Calliphora vicina (urban bluebottle blowfly) is the source of this 1500-nucleotide messenger RNA. RefSeq lists its product as uncharacterized. Gene Ontology annotation, molecular function: nucleic acid binding; zinc ion binding. Lineage: Eukaryota; Metazoa; Arthropoda; Insecta; Diptera; Calliphoridae. The transcript has a single exon. The coding region runs from base 1 to 1500 and encodes 499 amino acids. The record is from RefSeq and is a predicted model, not a curated record.